Molecule: messenger RNA, 1929 nt
Organism: Helianthus annuus (common sunflower)
Lineage: Eukaryota; Viridiplantae; Streptophyta; Magnoliopsida; Asterales; Asteraceae
Product: probable WRKY transcription factor 21
Exons: 4
Coding region: 442-1482 (346 amino acids)
Biological process (GO): regulation of DNA-templated transcription
Molecular function (GO): DNA-binding transcription factor activity; sequence-specific DNA binding
Source: RefSeq, a predicted model, not a curated record
UCUUUAUUUACUCUCUCUCUCAUCCGGAUUUUAUUACAGCAGUUCCUCUCUCUCUCUAGAAAACUGAGGAAUUUUAAAUAUAAUAACAUGCCAUUUUUCUUUCUUUUGGGUGUGUGAAUUCUCUCUACGUGAAGCAACAAAAGUCUUCUCUUUCACACCUCUUUCUCUCAAUCCCACUACCCCAUAUGGUGAUUUAAAGAAUCUUGUUCUAGGGUUUUUACAACCCUCUUCUAAAAGCUCCCAACUUUCCCCAAAUUAUAACGUUUUUCAUCUUGAUUUCUUCAGUUAACUUGUUUUUUACCCUUGUUUCCAUCUGGGUUUUCUUCCUUUUCAUAAUCUUUCUAACAGUUUCCCCUUAAUUUACUCAUAAUCACACCAAAAACAAGGUUUCUUGGAUUUUUGGAGGUGGGUUUUUGUUAAUUUUUAGUUUUGAGUGAAGAUAUGGAGGAAGUUGAAGCUGCUAAUAGAGCUGCCGUUGAAAGUUGCCAUAAAAUUCUUACUCUUUUGGGUAAACCACAAGAUCAAACUCAGUACAAAAACUUAAUGGUUCAAACAGGGGAUGCAGUAGUUAAGUUCAAGAAAGUUGUAACUUUACUUGAUAAUGGUGUAGGUCAUGCUAGGGUUAAAAUGGUCAAAAAAAUUUCACCCCCUAUUUCACAAAGCAUGCUUCAAGACAACUCCACCACAUUCAUCCACCACCAGCCACCAAAACCUUUACAGCUUUUGUUAGAUUCUCAUCCAGUUAAAGAAACUGGAUCAAAUGUUGUUAAUGUUAAGAACACUUUAUCUUUAGGGAACAACAGUAACAACCUUAACCUUCAGCCUUCACUAGAACUAAGCUCAAAUGGGAAGCAUAAUCUUCACAUUCCCCAAAAUACCCCUCACCCUAACUCUAAUUACCAUUUCCUUCAACAGCAGAAACUCAAACAGCAAGCUGAGAUGAUGUAUAGGCGUAGUAGUAGUAGUGGGAUUAGUUUGAAUUUUGAUAGCUCAACUUGCACCCCUACAAUUUCUUCAAAUAGGUCUUUUAUGUCUUCUUUAAGUAUUGAAGGGAGUGUGGCUAGUUUGGAUGGGGGUUCGUUUCGGUUAAUCGGUUCGUCUCAUUCCGCUGAUCAAGGUGCGUACCAGCACAAAAGGCGGUGUUCGGUUAGGGGUGAUGAUGGGAGUGUGAAAUGUGGGAGUUCUGGUAGAUGCCAUUGCUCCAAAAAGAGAAAACAUAGGAUUAAGAGGUCAAUCAAAGUGCCUGCAAUUAGUAACAAGCUUGCGGAUAUCCCUCCGGAUGAGUAUUCUUGGAGGAAAUACGGUCAGAAGCCUAUCAAGGGUUCGCCACAUCCGAGGGGGUAUUAUAAGUGUAGCAGCAUGAGGGGUUGUCCAGCAAGAAAACAUGUGGAGAGAUGUUUGGAAGAUUCGACAAUGCUCAUAGUCACCUAUGAAGGUGAACAUAACCACCCAAGGUUACCUUCGCAAUCCGCAAACACUUAAAAUACCUUAACUAGAAGUUUAGUCCCUUGUUACCUGUUCUGUUGUCUGUUUCUUUGAUCGGGCCGGGCCGGGUCGGGUCGGAUUGGGUUGGGUUGGUUGCUCUCGUAUAUAUUUUUAACGGGGUUUUCGGGUAUAUUUGGAGCUAAAACUAUGGCUAAGUUUGAUCAGAACGUUCUGCGGUCGUGGGGUUCGUUUAAUCUUUAUGAAUGUUUUUUUAUUUAUUUUUAUUUUGUUUCAUUUUGUUUCAAGUUUAGUGUAGGGUUUCUUUUAUGGUAAUUGGGUAUGUAAUUGGUUGAAGAAAGUCACUCACCAUUGUUAAAAUGUUGGAUUAAUUUGAAGGAUGAUGCAAGUUGGUGUAUUUGAAUUGUUAGUCCAGUUGACUAUAUUAAUUUGUGGUGACAAUAGUGUAUGAUUCUGCCAUAUAUAGCAAGUUUUGUUGGGGGGCAA